Ceratina calcarata is the source of this 2425-nucleotide messenger RNA. RefSeq names its product putative ankyrin repeat protein RF_0381. The transcript has 3 exons. Lineage: Eukaryota; Metazoa; Arthropoda; Insecta; Hymenoptera; Apidae. The record is from RefSeq and is a predicted model, not a curated record. Bases 75 to 1955 code for a protein of 626 amino acids. Gene Ontology annotation, molecular function: protein binding.
UUCAGGUGACUUGAAAUAACGAGUGACAAUCUGGUACAUACGCUUUUAUUGCUUUACACUAAGAUCUGAAGAAAAUGUCGGAUAAAAAAAGAUUGUACAGAGAAAUGAUGUCCGUUGUGGAAGAGGGGAAUCUGAAUAGAUUAAAAGAAUUAAUUAAUACCCUUCAACCAUCCAAUUCCCCAAGUUGGGUUGAAGUGUACCGUUUGAUAAGAUGUGCUGUUGAGAAUAACCAUCCAGAGAGUGCUGACCUGCUUUUAACAGACAUUGUCAAAUAUGAUAAUCAGAAAGUAGUACCUAAUGAACAACUACUUCACUAUGCUGCUAGCAGAGAUGACAUAGAAAUGAUUAAACUGCUUAUAACCAAAGGCAUUUCUGUGGAUGUUACGAACGAAUUUGGUUGGACGCCCCUUCAAUGUGCAGUCAUGAAUAACCAUCUAGAAGGCGUUCAGUUACUUUUGUCCUACGGAGCUAACGUCGAUGCUAAAGAUAACGAUGGUCAUACUGCGAUUCAUCAUUCAAUUAUGGAAGGUAACCAAAACAUUGCCAAAUUACUUCUACAACACAAGACUAAUAUUUCACUGGGCAAAAAUGACAAGAACACGCUGCAGCUUGCUAUUGACGACCAAUAUUCCAUUGCUAUCGAUAAGACAUUGCAAACAGUAUAUUUUUGUUUCAAGAAUAAAAAGAAUGGUCUUAGAGACGCUGUAUGUGGACGCGGUAGGAAAUGUGAAUUCAUCGUUAAAUCUUUUUUGACAUAUGGUAUUGUACUUAGUCCAGAGGAUGUAAAUGAUAGCGAAUUAGUAUGCGCUUCUGUGGAGAAGGGACACAUCAAGAUUGUCAAGAAGUUAUUGGAACUUGGUGCCGAUGUUAAUCAGUUACACGAGAAUGCAAUUUUUAAUAAAAGUACUACAUUGUUACACAUGGCAGUAAUAACGAAACAGAGGGAGAUGGUAGAACUAUUAAUAAACUAUAAAGCUAAUGUAAAUGCUCUAGAUGAAAGAAAUUUUACUGCGAUGCAUGAGGCUGCUCUAAAUGACGAUUUAGAAAUAAUGGAACUACUUAUGGAUAACGGUGCCAGGAUAAAAGAUCAGUACAAAUUAUUGUGUAUUGCUGCUGAAACGGCUUCUAAGAAAUUUGUUGAGCUGCUUUUGCAGCACGAUAUCAAUGUUAAUGGAAAAAAUACAGAUGGUACCACGGCCAUACAUUCAUGUGUUCUCCGUCAUCCCAUUAAUUAUGAAAUCCUUAAGCUUUUGAUCGACAAAGGAGCUGAUAUUAAUGCAAGAAAUAAUUAUCGUAGAACGGCGCUUCACGAAGCCGUCCGAGCCAAAAACGUAAAAGUCGUCAAGCUUCUGUUGAACUGUAACGCGGAUGUUAACAGCGAAGAUGUAGACGGUACGACACCGCUUUUUGACUCUACGGUACGCGGAGCAGUGGAAAUUUGUGAACUACUCGUGAAGAAAGGUGCAAAACUGAAUAUCAAGAGAUAUAAAAGACCAACACCGCUUCAUGUUGCUGCUUCGAUAAAUAAUCUGGAUAUCAUGAAAAUUCUGUUACGGUCAGGUGCCGAUGUAGAUUGCGUCGAUGAAUGUGGAAACACUGCGCUUCAUCGUGCUUCUAUAAGAUCUCACUACGAUAUCGUUGCGAUCCUUCUAAGAUACGGUUCUGACAUCAACAUCGUUAACCAAGAGAACCGUACAGCGUUAUAUUAUACAUUAGAAGAAUCACUUCACAUUCUUGUGCAACACGUAAUAAUAUUGCGGGUUGCUAAGUUAUACGUUCAUGCUUCAAACAUAGCUGAGUCUGAAACUGCGAUUAACGAUAAACUGAGAUUUAUUAAUUGGACAAAAUAUGAGGAAGAAUGUAACAAAGAAUUGGAGAGAAUGAGAAGGGAGAAAAUCAACAACAGCAACAUUUCCUUUUAUGAUAUUCUGAAAAUGGGGUGUGGAAAGAAUUAAGUGGAUGGAUGAGAGCGUUCGAGUUUGUCAAAAUCUAUUCAACUACUGUCUGGUUGAUAGAAUGUUACCCUAUAUUUGCAUCGAAAAGAUAUUUAGCUAUUUGAGUAACGACGAUCUGAGGAUUCUGGUAGACGUAUGUAAAAAUGUUAAGAACCCAAAUGAAAUGUAAACAAUUAGGCUAAUAUUAGGGAUCAUAUAUUGGAGGAGUAUAUGAUGCAGGUGGAAGAGAGAGAAAUGAAAGUAGUGCAUGAGAGAGUGAUAGAGAUUUUGGAUGGAAAAGGGGCAGGAAUAGGAUGGGUAAAGGAGUGGUUAAAGAUUAGAGAUGGAGAGGAGGAUUAGAACAAGAGGAAAGAUAUGAAUAAGACGAUAUGUAAAAGCACAGGGUAAAGUAUAGGACAUAAAACCGAAAAAGAUGGUCCAAAAUGUAUAAGAGGGAGUGAGAGCUGACUAAGAGAGGUGCGACGACAUUA